Lolium perenne is the source of this 948-nucleotide messenger RNA. RefSeq names its product protein LIFEGUARD 4. Lineage: Eukaryota; Viridiplantae; Streptophyta; Magnoliopsida; Poales; Poaceae. The record is from RefSeq and is a predicted model, not a curated record. Gene Ontology annotation, cellular component: membrane.
GCCAAAACCAUCUUCCAUUUACACGCGCGCGCACGACGAACCGGCCCGAGCGCACCACCGGCGACCGAGGUGGGCCGGCGGUGGUGGACAGCCAUGGGGAAGCACCGCGACGUGGAGGCCGCCGGCAUGGCGUGCCCUUACAUGAUCGAGAGCCCUCAGCUGCGGUGGGCCUUCAUCCGUAAGGUGUACGUGAUCGUGUCGAUGCAGCUGCUGGCGACCAUCGCCGUCGCCUCCACCGUCUACCUCGUGCCCGACAUCCGCCGCUUCUUCCUGGCGCGCACCCCGGCCGCGCUCGCCGCCUUCGUGCUCAUCAUCGUUGCCCCCAUCAUUGUGAUGAUCCCUAUGAUGUGCCUCCGGAACCGGCACCCGAUCAACCUCAUCCUCCUCGCCUUGUUCACCAUUUGCAUGAGCUUCUCCGUUGGGUUGGGCUGCCUCUCCAGCAAAGGCGGUGUUAUAAUCGAAGCGGCAUUGCUGACGUUCGUGGUGGUCUUGAGCCUGACGAUUUACACAUUCUGGGCGGCCAAGAGGGGCCACGACUUCAGCUUCCUCGGCCCCUUCCUCUUCGCGGCAUGCCUCAUCUUGAUGCUCUACGGGCUCAUACAGAUGCUGCUGCCGAUGGGCAAGGUGGGCACGACGGUGUACGGGUGCAUAUCGGCGCUUGUCUUCUCCGGGUUCAUCAUCUACGACACGGACAAUCUCAUCAAGAGGCACACCUACGACGAGUAUGUCACGGCAGCCAUCGCAUUGUACCUUGACAUCAUCAACAUCUUCAUGGCCAUUCUCACUGCCCUCAGAGAAUGAUGGUCACAUGUCGCUGCCAUGCUGAUGCAAGACCUCCGUAGGAAUAAAAACGUGUUGAUAUCGCAAUGUGGAGGGGUAAAAAAAAUGUACGCCUUGGCUGAACAGUUUAUAUGUGAAUGAGCAGUCGUUCGCUGGUUGGUCAAGUUA